This is a messenger RNA of Oenanthe melanoleuca, 1011 nucleotides long. Its product is annotated as serine/threonine-protein kinase pim-1-like. The transcript is spliced from 7 exons. Bases 1 to 1011 code for a protein of 336 amino acids. Gene Ontology annotation, biological process: protein autophosphorylation; regulation of mitotic cell cycle; negative regulation of apoptotic process. NCBI's taxonomy places the organism in Eukaryota, Metazoa, Chordata, Aves, Passeriformes, Muscicapidae. The record is from RefSeq and is a predicted model, not a curated record. Gene Ontology annotation, cellular component: cytoplasm. Gene Ontology annotation, molecular function: ATP binding; protein serine/threonine kinase activity.
AUGAUCAGUGAGCUUGAGGACGGCCCUGAGUGCCAGGAACAGAGCAAAAAUGCCAGGGACAGUGGAGAGCAGGGAGUCUCACCUGGCCAGCAGACCCACGGCAUAGUGGUGGGUGUCAGCACACAGCAGGGUAGUCCCAGCCACACUUGCGCCCCACUACCACCACCGAGAGGCGGUGGCCUGCUGGCCGGCACGCAGCGGGAAGCAGGGCAAAAGAAGCAGCUGCAGGAGCUGUACCAGCUGGGCCCGCAGCUGGGGAGCGGCGGCUUCGGCACCGUUUUCGCGGGCACCCGCCUCUCAGACGGGAGCCCGGUGGCCAUCAAACGCGUGGCCCGGGAGAGCGUGCUGCAGUGGGACGAGCUGCCCGACGGCACCCGUGUUCCUCUGGAGAUCGUGCUCAUGGAGAAGGUGGGCUCUGGCUGCCGCUCAAUCAUCCAGCUCCUCGACUGGUUUGAGCUGCCUGACAGCUUCCUGCUGGUCAUGGAGCGCCCGGAGGCAUCUCGGGAUCUCCUGCAGUUGCUGCUGGAGCAGGAGUUCCUGAGCGAGGAGGUGGCGCGCUGGCUUUUGCGCCAGGUGCUGGAGGCCGUGUGGCACUGCACCGCCUGCGGCGUCCUGCACCGCGACAUCAAGCCGGAGAACCUCCUCGUGGACCCGGAGAGCGGCGAGCUGAAGCUCAUCGACUUCGGUUGCGGCACCUUCCUCCAGGAGCGCGCCUUCACACGAUUUGCCGGAACACGCGUGUACAGCCCUCCCGAGUGGAUCGGACUUGGCUGCUACCACGGCCAUUCGGCGACCGUCUGGUCCCUGGGUGUGCUGCUGUACGAAAUGGUCUGCGGGAGCCUCCCCUUCGGGGACGACCGCGCCAUCGUGUCGGGGCAGCUCGUCUUCAGGCGCCAGGUCUCUCCAGAGUGCGAACAUCUGGUGCGCUGGUGCUUGUCCAAGCACCCCGCCGACCGGCCACAACUGGAGCAGAUCUUCUGGCACCCUUGGGUGUGGGGCGGGCAUUUUUGA